AUGGUGCACGCGCAGGAGCUGAGCGUGGAGGAGCGCAACCUGCUGAGCGUGGCGUACAAGAACGUGAUCGGCAGCCGGCGGGCCAGCUGGCGGAUCGUGUCGAGCAUAGAGCAGAAGGAGGAGAACAAGGGCAACGUGGAGCACGUGGAGCGCAUCAAGAAGUACCGGACGCAGAUCGAGAAGGAGCUGCAGGACAUCUGCAACAACAUCCUGGGCCUUCUGGAUGAGCACCUGAUCCCCACCGCCUCCUCCGGCGAGUCCAAGGUCUUCUACCUCAAGAUGAAGGGCGACUACCACCGCUACCUGGCGGAGUUCAAGGCCGGCGGGGACAAGAAGGACUCCGCCGACAACACGCUGGCGGCCUACAAGGAGGCGCAGGACAUUGCCCUGGUGGACCUCGCCCCCACGCACCCGAUACGCCUUGGCCUGGCCCUCAACUUCUCUGUCUUCUACUAUGAGAUCUUGAACUCCCCUGAGCGGGCCUGCCACCUGGCGAAGCAGGCCUUUGAUGAGGCCAUCGCCGAGCUGGACACGCUGGGCGAGGAGUCGUACAAGGACAGCACACUGAUCAUGCAGUUGCUGCGAGACAACCUGACCCUUUGGACCUCUGACAUGCAGGACCAGGAAGAGUCGGGCAAGGGCGGCGACAAGCAAGAGGAUGAUGGCGCCGGGGCUGUAUGA
Ostreobium quekettii is the source of this 681-nucleotide messenger RNA. Lineage: Eukaryota; Viridiplantae; Chlorophyta; Ulvophyceae; Bryopsidales; Ostreobiaceae. The record is from the annotation of a GenBank genome assembly.